Molecule: messenger RNA, 1035 nt
Organism: Striga hermonthica
Lineage: Eukaryota; Viridiplantae; Streptophyta; Magnoliopsida; Lamiales; Orobanchaceae
Source: the annotation of a GenBank genome assembly
AUGGGCUGCUCCUUCUCCGGAUUGAACGCCCUAUACGACGCCGUUAAUGGGGCCGGCGACGUCUGGAUCAACGAGAACCGUUUCAGGAUCGUGAGGCUGCUCGGCGAGGGAGGUUUCGCCUACGUCUACCUGGUGAAGGAGCUUCUCGCCGACCCUUCGAACCCUUCCAAUGGCAUCUCCGCCAAAAUCAAGGACUCGACUCACGUCUCCGGUGAUGGAACUUAUGCUAUGAAGAAAGUUCUCAUUCAAAACAGUGAGCAGUUGGAGUUGGUGAGGGAGGAAAUUCGUGUUUCAUCUCUGUUUAGCCAUCCUAAUCUGCUUCCUCUUCUUGAUCAUGCAAUCAUUGCAGUCAAGCCUUCACAAGAUCAAUCCUGGAAGCAUGAAGCAUACUUAGUGUUUCCUGUCCAUUUGGAUGGAACAUUGUUGGACAGCGCCAAAGCUAUGAAGGCUAAGAAGGAGUUCUAUUCCACCUCAGAUGUGCUUCAAAUAUUUCGUCAGCUUUGUGCAGGGCUUAAGCAUAUGCACACAUUUGAUCCUCCAUAUGCACAUAACGAUGUCAAACCUGGGAAUGUCCUUGUGACAUACAGGAAAGGUCAGUCACCUUCAGCUAUAUUGAUGGACUUUGGAAGUGCUCGUCCUGCAAGAAAGCAAAUCCGAUCACGUUCAGAAGCAUUACAGUUGCAGGAAUGGGCUUCUGAGCACUGCUCUGCUCCUUUUAGAGCUCCUGAAUUAUGGGAUUGUCCAAGCCAUGCAGACAUUGACGAGAGAACUGACAUCUGGUCGCUAGGCUGCACUUUGUAUGCAAUCAUGUAUGGUGAGUCUCCUUUUGAGUACGCGCUUGGUGAAUCUGGGGGCAGCUUACAGCUGGCUAUUGUAAAUGCUCAAGUAAAGUGGCCAGCGGGGCCCAACCCUCCUUACCCGGAGGCCCUUCACCAGUUUGUGCAAUGGAUGCUCCAGCCCCAGGCCACCGUGCGGCCCUGCAUUGACGACAUCAUAAUUCACGUGGACAAGCUGAUCUCGAAAUUUUCCAAUUGA